AUGCCUCGAAAGAUUCACCCAGCAUCGCAGCCAGAUUGGAAUAAUCUCGCCGUUAUUCAUAAAAAUAGCCUUCCUCCUCGGGCCAAUUUCCACAUAUAUAGCACGAUACAGGAUGCAUUAGAUUAUGACAGCACUAAAUCUAACACUUACUCUCUCUCGGGGACUUGGAAAUUCAAGCUUGCCAAAAACCCAUUCGAGGGCCCCGGAGGAUUCGAGGAUCCGACCUUCAACACAGCAGAAUGGGACAGCAUAACAGUGCCUAGUAUGUGGCAGUUGAACGGUUAUGGAAAGGGGCCUCACUACACCAAUGUCAAUUUUCCUAUCCCCGUAGACCCGCCUAAUGUUCCACUCGACGAAAAUGAGACCGGAUUCUACGUCAAAAAGUUCACAGUCCCUAAGAAUCUCAUUGGCUUACAGCUGAGGCUAAGGUUCGAGGGAGUAGAUUCUGCCUUCCACGUCUGGGUGAACGGAAAAGAAGUGGGAUAUCAUCAGGGGUCGCGGAAUCCAACCGAGUUCGACGUCACAGAUGUAAUUCAUCAGGCGGGUGAAAAUACUAUCGCAGUUCGAGUUUAUCAGUAUUGCGAUGGUACUUACAUUGAGGAUCAGGAUCAAUGGAGGAUGAGCGGAAUUUACCGCGAAGUCCACCUUCUUGGCUUUCCAUCAGAAUCGCGUAUAGAGAACCUAUUCGUCCAGACAAAGUUAGACAACCAGUACGUCAAUGCCGAUCUAAAAGUCCGGAUAGAUAUCACCGGGUCUGGUAAGCUCCAAGUCGACCUUUGGGACCCAUCUAAGAGCAAGGUCAUUAUUGCGGAGACAAGAACUGUAUCUCAGGGGCGCAAAGAGUUCUCUCUCCCAAUACAAAAUCCUUCGAAAUGGACGGCAGAAACACCGAUACUUUAUUACCUUAUUAUCUCUUUGAAUGAUACCAGCUUCGUUGCUCAUCGCGUGGGGUUCCGACAGAUAGAAAUGAAAGAUGGCCUAAUCAAAGUCAAUGGUCGCCGAAUUAUCCUAAAAGGCGCUAAUCGACACGAGCAUCAUCCUAGACUUGGGCGUUCUGUUCCAUUUGAAUUCAUGAAGCGAGACCUUAUCCUUAUGAAAACUCACAAUAUCAAUGCGAUUCGGACCUGUCACCAACCAAGCGAUGUUCGUCUAUAUGACUUAGCCGACGAACUUGGAUUCUGGGUUAUGGACGAGGCUGAUCUUGAAUGUCACGGAUUCGAGUCAAUAUGCGAUGCCGCACUAUCUCCUGCCGAUAGAGCACUUCCGUUCCGCGAGCGGCAGCUUCUCACUCGGACGGAUGCAGCUAAAUGGACAACGGACAAUCCCGCUUGGGAACAAGCUUAUGUAGAUCGCGCGAAACAGCUAGUUUACCGCGACCAACUUCACCCCUCUGUCAUCAUUUGGUCUCUAGGAAACGAAGCCUUCUUUGGCCGAAACUUCAAGUCUAUGUAUAAUUGGAUCAAAUCAUACGAUGACAGCCGACCUAUCCAUUAUGAAGCCGAUAUAUACGCUGAGACUAUGGACAUGUAUUCAACAAUGUACCCGCCGAUUGAAACCAUCAUCGAGUUUGCCAAGGAUGAAUCUAAGAACAAGCCCCUUGUCCUAUGCGAGUUCAUUCAUGCAAUGGGUAAUGGACCGGGUAACAUUAAGGAGUACAUCGAUGCUUUUUACAAACAUCCAAAACUUCAAGGAGGGUUUGUAUGGGAAUGGGCGAACCAUGGUCUCCUUACCAGGGAUAAAGAAUCCGGUAAUGAGUUCUAUGCUUACGGUGGAGAUUUCGGUGACGAGCCCAACGAUAGCAACUUCAUCAUGGACGGGGUGUUACACUCUGACCACACGCCAACCCCUGGGUUAGUUGAAUACAAAAAGGGGAUAGAGCCCAUCAAAGUUGUUUCCUACACGUCGCAGACAGCCACGGUCAUAAAUCGAUACGACUUCAUUACUCUUGAUCAUCUCGGAUGUACUUACGUGAUUUUGGAUGAGGGCAGACCAACCUCUUACACUGGCAGCAUUGAACUUCCAUCUGGCAUAGAACCUGGCCAAACUACUGAACUGGCAAUUCCAUCUCGGCCUGCUGAUUUGACUGGAGAAGGGAUAUUGCAAUUCUUUUUUUAUCAGCGCGCUUCAACUCUAUCCCUCCCAGCCGGAUUCGAAAUCGCCUUCGAAGAGAUCCCACUUAACAGCCCCUGUCUUCCUCUCACUUUUCAACUUCAGUCUACAAAUAAAGUGACUAUUACUGAAGCAUCGACCCUUUGGACCAUUUCUAGCCCGGUUGCAUCAUGGAAUUUCUCGCCGGUUCAUGGAAAACUGCGGUCUUUUACAAAGAAUCACACCGAGCUCUUAGCCGCGAGCCCGGAGUUUACCGCUUACCGGGCACCUACCGAUAAUGAUGCGCCACAAGAUGGGCGCGACUGGAAAAAUAGGCUUUUGCACCUCGCUAAGUGCCAGACGCGUAGCUGCACAUGGGAUAUCGAAGCCGAUGGUCACGCCAUCAUAGUUCAAGUGCAGCAGCGCUUCGCUCCACCUGUCCUUUCGUGGUCCAUUGAUUUAGAUGUCACGUACACGUUUUACGCAUCGGGUACGCUCGUCAUACGUGUGAAGGGUAAACCGAAAGGUUUGAAUUUACCUCGUACGCUACCGCGCAUAGGCCUCACUAUGGAACUACCGAGAGAAUGGGCCAGAGGAAAUAAAGAUGCACCGGCGGUAACUUGGUACGGACGUGGUCCGGACGAGAGUUACAGGGACAAGAAGCUAUCACAGCGUCUAGGCGUGUAUCAAGUCGCCGCGGUGUCCGAGCUCUGGACCGACUAUGAGUACCCGCAAGAAGGCGGCAACAGGACGGACACGCGGUGGGUAAAGUUUACGCAUGCCGGUGGUGAAUCAAUCACGGCUUUCUUUUCGGAUCAGAAUGAUUCUAGAAAAAAGCGGAGGCUGUUUGAUUUCAACGCGUCGCAUUACCGGGUCGCAGAUGUAGAGGCGGCGAAACAUCCCUAUGAAUUACAGAGGAAGAAGACGGAUAAUGUAGUCCUUAGACUGGAUGCGACACACCAUGGAUUAGGAAGUGGUUCUUGUGGACCUAGUACCAGGGAUGAAUACUCGUUAUUGACAGAGGACUUUGAGUUUGAAGUGGUAUUGAAAUAG
This is a messenger RNA of Daldinia childiae, 3141 nucleotides long. RefSeq names its product Beta-galactosidase. Gene Ontology annotation, molecular function: carbohydrate binding; beta-galactosidase activity. Gene Ontology annotation, biological process: lactose catabolic process. The coding region runs from base 1 to 3141 and encodes 1046 amino acids. The record is from RefSeq and is a predicted model, not a curated record. The transcript is spliced from 5 exons. Gene Ontology annotation, cellular component: beta-galactosidase complex. NCBI's taxonomy places the organism in Eukaryota, Fungi, Ascomycota, Sordariomycetes, Xylariales, Hypoxylaceae.